Ciona intestinalis (vase tunicate) is the source of this 2446-nucleotide messenger RNA. The record is from RefSeq and is a predicted model, not a curated record. Lineage: Eukaryota; Metazoa; Chordata; Ascidiacea; Phlebobranchia; Cionidae.
UGUCUAAAUUUUAAUAAACUUUACAAAUGCACGGAACCGUAGAAUGGGAAGACUCUCACUUCAAAUUUAGCGUGACCGUAACUGACAACAUGUUCAUAUAUGAGUGAAUCCAGACUUGAAAUUGACAUACUAUGGGAACACAGAAAUGGGUCACCAUUGUAAAAAUCGACACAUUGGCCUCGAAAACCUGUUCCCCAAUCUUAUGCAACUUACCGCAACAAAGUUCUUCCCCUUGUAUCUGCGAUAAUUCUGAAACGACUUUUCCAAACGUGACACACUAUGUAUGGUUGAGUCAUAAAGUUCAUUGUUUCGUCACGAUCACCGGACAAUGGAGAUAAUCCUGACGCUUCCUUCAGCUUAGACAUACGAGAAGUUGAAGAAAAAAUGCGUCUGUAAUAUAACUAACUGUGCGGGGAUACAGUAGCCAGUUUGAACGAACUUGAUUCGAUUUGUAAUUUACAAAAUGUUUUUGAAAUUGAUUAUUUUUGUGAUCUUGUCGUUUUCCGAACCUUCAACUUCGUUCUUUUUCGGAAGACUUCGGAUUUGCAAUCACCAACUUUUGAACCGUGUUGAAAUCGUGAACAUUUCUCAUUCAUAUGAUUCUUAUGUCGUGAACAACUCCAUUAAACUCACGAUGAACGUAUCAUGGGAAGCCGUCGUUCCAGAAGGUUUGGAAUUGGACGGGUUUUUAGUUUCAGUGCAUAAGUUGGUUUAUUCAAACCUUUACUUCGAAGAUUCAGAUGUUUUGAAACCAAUCAACUACUGUUUGAAUAGAACCGAUCAAUUUUGGGUGAAACCUGCCGCUAACGAAAGCUGUCCAGAAGUGCCUACGUCAUGCAUGACGUCAUCAGGGAGCUACUGCCCUUGUACCAGCGGUUCAAGCUUGUUGUAUAACGGAGGCAACGCUACGUGUAGGGGUAUAUCGCAUAUACUGGAACGAGAUCCCGGAAAAUAUGUAUCAGUUACAGCGGAGACAAGAAGUUUACAAUACGAAGCAACAUUUCAUCAAAACUACGGCUUCACCAUCAUUCCAUAUUACAGACACUACGCAUCACGUGACCGCUCUGUUGACGUAUCACAUAUGCUCACUGCAGCAAACGACUGCAUCGGAACUCUUCGGAAUAGUUCGGAUUUCACCGAAUCCGAAGCUACACAAACGUGCUGUGAUAGCAACAUAGAAAACAUAUUACCACGCAAUUUAACCGUGAGAACUUUACUUCCGGACUUCUCACGUGACUAUGUGAACGUAACAGUCACGUGGUUACCCCCUGUCAGCCAAUCAGGACUCGUGGGUUUCCACGUGUUUGUGUUCGAACAAUGGUCGAGGUUAAACGUCAUAAAGAGAGCUUAUGCUACGCGAGCAAAACCAGUUCCGUUAGACGGCGCCACAGAGCUUGCGGCAUGUGACGUCACUACCACCGCAUACGAAACAACUUUGUAUAAUUUGGUUCCUGGGCAAUCUUACACGGUCAAAGUAAUUUCUAACUAUAGUGUGGAAGAAAAUGACAGAUAUGGCUGUUGGGGAUGGACGGGACCAUGCAGCAACGAACUUGUUUUUACUUUAUCUGAUGUCAACCCUUGUGACAACCAUUGGGACUUGUGUCAUCCAAAUGCCACUUGUCACGCCACGGAUCCAACAGGAGUUGUAACGUUAAAUGCAACUUGUUCAUGUAACAGUGGCUUCGAGGGUGAAGGGCGCAGCACUAAUGAUUCGAACGGUUGUUUAGAUAUCGAUCAUUGCAAAACUACGUCAUCGGAUAAAUGUGAAACACCGUCUCUUUGUGUUGAUGAACCAGCACCGUUAGUGGGCGUAAAGUGCUCUUGUCCACUGGGACACUUUGGAGACGGGUUAAAAGAUGGUUCAGGUUGUAUGAAUGCACAACAUUUAUCGUUAAAGAUUGCCCUGCCAUUAGCAGCCCUUGUGCUUAUACUGAUAAUAGUUAUGUUUGUCAUUACUAAGCGACGGAGUUUGUGCAAACGGGAGUCAAAGUUUUCGCAUUUAGAGUCUUCUCAAAACUCUAUUAAAAGCGAGACGCCGAGUGCAGAAGAAAAGAAAUAAAAAGUCGUUAGACGGCGCUAGAGAGACGUCGUUAAACCUUUGUAAAUGGCCAACGAAAGAUGAACGAAUGAAUUAAAACCGUGGCGAGACAAUUUCGUAAUAACACGUGUUUUGCUUCAUAUACCUCAUGUACGCUUACAAGUUGCUACAUAUGUAACUUUGGACCAUUGGUUUUAUCCCGAAGUUGGAAAAACCGUAUGCGACUGCAAUUACGUUUGGAAAACUCUCUUUGUUAUUUCAGUUUUAUUUAUUUUUCGUUGAGUUUUUUGCUUGUACUUUCUGUCUGCGUCGUUAUUUUAUCAAGUUUUAUCAUUCUUUAAUUGCAAUUUGUCAUAAUAUCGUUCGGUGCGAUAAAUUAUGUUUUGUAUUACAAUAAUUUCACUAUAA